CGGCAGAGUUAUGCCAAGUAUGUGAGGAGCCCGCGAGGGCCAGCGCCGGUCAUGGGGAGCCGCCGUCGUCGCCGCCGCCGCCGCCGCCUCCGCGAGCGCAGAUUUUUCCCCAACAGGGCUCCGUCCUCCUCUCGCAGCGGGGGCGAGCCUGGCUGUUGAGGCGGAGGGGAUGGCGGACCCUCUGAGGAGGACGCUGUCCAGGCUCCGUGGGAGGCGGAGUCCCCGCGCCGCCGGGGGGCUCGGGCUCCGGGCGGCGGCUGCAGCUACGGUGGCGGCCUCCGUGGUAGCCGAGGGAGCCCCGGACGCCUCCUCGUGCGAGCACGCCGGCGGAGCCCGGCCGAGCCUGGAGCGGCCCCCGCCGUCGCCUCAGGCGUGGGGCCCCGAGGCUCGGGUCCCGGGAGGGCGCCCGGAGCGGUGGGGAGCGCUCGGGCCUCGGCCGCGCGGCGGGAAGGAGGCCGUCUCUUCGGGUGGCGGGCUCACUCGCGCCUCUCUGCGCGCCCCGCCGGGCUCCGAAGGCAGCGGAGAGGACGACGCCGAGCAGGAGGACGACGCCGACUACUAUGAGAACGUGCCCGGCGGCUCCCAGUCGGCGCCCGAGCCCGAGGGGGCGGAGGCGGAGCGGUGGCCCCCGCCUCCCCCGUCGGCGGGCUCCUCCCUGGGGGCGGAGGGCGGCCGCCUGGAGACAGGCAGGCUGCAGACCCAGUUGCGAGAGGCCUAUUAUCUGCUGAUCCAGGCCAUGCACGACCUCCCCCCUGACUCGGGCGCGAGGCGGGACGACAGGGGUUGGGCGGAUCGCGGCUGCCUUGUGGGAGCCCGGGCUCUGGGCCAGCCGCCUUCCCCCUGCGGCGCUGCGGACCGCCGAGCCUGCCCCCGAGACUGGCAGCGGGGAGGCGGUGGCCGCCCUUGGCAGCAGGUGUCUCCGCCCCGGUCUCCUCCGAGGGAGUCGGGGGGAGGCCGCCUGCGGACUCCUCGGAUGCGGCUGUCCUGCAGCAGAAGCCUCGAGAGCCUCCGGGUGGGUGCCAAGCCUCCUUCUUUCCAGCGGUGGCCGAGCGACAGCUGGAUCAGGUGCAGCGUGCGCGGGGACCUGGACGAGCCCCCGCCACGUGGAGGCGGGAUGGACGGCUGGAGCGGAGGCAGCGCCCCGGCCGCGGCCCCCUCCGGCCUCCGGCCUCCCUGCUCCAAGGACCCCGGCCGCUCCACGGGAAGCCCCUUCAGGGAUCCUGCGGGGUCAGCUGUGGCACGCAGCCGCAAAGGAGAUGGCCAGGAGGGGCUUCCCUUCCUCAAGCCUCCUGCGGUGACAGUCAAGAAGCUGCAGAAGUGGAUGUACAAAGGACGUCUGCUGUCCCUGGGAAUGAAGGGUCGCUCCCGUGGGACAUCCCCCAAAAUCUCUGGAGCGCAGGCGAACCCUACAAAUCUGGGCGCCUUGAAAAUGCGUGAAAGCCAAGUCCUCUCCGUGCCUCCAGACCAAAGAAUUACGCUAACAGAUUUAUUUGAAAAUGUCUAUGGGUCUUCAGUGAAGAGAAGAGAACUUGAAGAUCUGAAGGAUAAUAUUGGAAUCAGAGGUCAUAAGCCACUUAACAGCAUCACUGUGUCAAAGAAACGCAAUUGGCUAUAUCAGAGUACUCUGAGAUCUUUUAACCUGGAAGAAGAAAAUAAGAAAUGCCAAGACAGAAGUCAUUUAUCCAUCUCACCUAAACAUCAGUUAUCACGACCUUUCCUCAAAUCAUCUGAAGAAUAUUGUACAUAUGUGGUGUGUAAUGCUACAAAUUCUUCAUUAUCAAAAAAUUGUUCUUUAGAUUUUAAUGAGGAAAAUGAUGCAGAUGAUGAAGGAGAAAUAUGGUACAACCCCAUUCCUGAGGAUGAUGACUUUGGUAUAUCAAAUGCCUUGAGUUUUGGUGAGGCAGACCCUGCUGUUCUGAAGUUUCCUGCUGUUAGUUUGAGAGUAUUGUCUGGUCCAGACCUAAUGAAAGCAGAACAGUACACUGAAGGCUUGCUGUACUCUUCAGAACACAGAGGCAAGGUUCAUACAUCACAGUCAAAUGAAGUGAAUCCUGUUGAGUCCAUCCACUCCACAGAGCUCGUGCGGCAGUACAAGCAAGGGCUUGGACACAAGACACAAGAAAGAAUAAUGGUAGAGGAGAGUCUCAUGUUGAAAUCUCCUUUUGCAGGUCCUGGGAUCCUAGGUGCUACAAAUAAGACUGAAUUGGGAGCCACCGAAUUAUCUUCUCCAAGCCCUAGCCCUGUGAAAAAAAGCAGUUCAAUUAACUGGUCUUUCCCAGAUAAAAUAAAAUCUCCACGAACUGUGAGGAAACUUUCCAUGAAAAUGAAAAGGUUGCCAGAACUUAGCCGAAAACUGAGCGUUAAAGGAACUUUGAAUUACAUGAACAAUCCAGAUAAUACUCCUUCCUUGUCUAAAUGUACCUGUCGAGAAAUUCAUCAUGCCAAUAUUCUACCUUCUGGGAACACAACCACAGCUGCUAAGAGGAAUGUCAUAAGUCGGUACCAUCUGGAUACCAGUGUAUCUUCUCAGCACAGCUACCAGAAGAAAACAUCUGUGAGUUCCAAGUAUUCCUGCAAAGGUGGUUACCUCAGUGAUGGAGAUUCACCUGAACUUAUAACUAAAUCUAGCAAACAUGGAUCUGACAACAAAUUUGGAAAGGGAAAAGAAAUAAUUCCAAGUAGUUGCAGCAAGAGUGAAAUAGACAUUGAUGCUUUUAGACAUUAUAGUUUUUCUGAUCAACCUAAGUGUUCUCAGUACAUAUCUGGGCUCAUGAGUGUGCAUUUCUAUGGUGCGGAGGAUUUAAAACCACCUCGGAUAGAUUCAAAAGAUGUCUUUUGUGCAAUUCAGGUAGAUUCAGUAAACAAAGCAAGAACAGCUUUGCUCACAUGUCGGACAACAUUUUUAGACAUGGAUCAUACUUUCAACAUAGAAAUUGAAAAUGCGCAGCAUUUGAAAUUAGUAGUAUUCAGUUGGGAACCGACUCCAAGAAAAAAUCGAGUGUGUUGUCACGGAACUGUUGUUCUCCCCACCUUAUUCAGAGUGACAAAGACACAUCAGUUGGCUGUCAAACUUGAGCCUAGAGGUCUUAUUUAUGUGAAAGUGACUCUUCUGGAACAGUGGGAUAAUUCUCUUCCUGGACUGGCUAUAAAUCGAGAACCAGUAAUAUUUGGUGUUGAUAUUCGAAAAGUUGUAGAGAAAGAAAAUACAGGACUGAUGGUGCCACUUCUGAUACAAAAAUGUAUUAUGGAAAUUGAAAAGAGAGGCUGUCAGGUAGUAGGCCUGUACCGAUUAUGUGGUUCGGCAGCAGUCAAGAAAGAACUUCGAGAGGCUUUUGAGAGAGAUAGCAAAGCUGUUGGUCUGUGUGAAAACCAGUACCCAGAUAUAAACGUAAUAACAGGUGUUCUUAAGGACUAUCUAAGAGAACUUCCUUCUCCUCUGAUAACAAAGCAGCUUUAUGAGGCUGUAAUAGAUGCAAUGGCAAAAAAUCCUUUGAAAACGUCAUCAAGUGGAUGUGAGAAUGACCCAAGUGAUUCUAAGUAUACUGUUGACCUGCUUGAUUGUCUGCCUGAUGUUGAGAGGGCAACCCUAAAGAUGUUGCUGGAUCAUUUGAAAUUGGUGGCUUCUUAUCAUGAAGUGAAUAAGAUGACGUGCCAGAACCUGGCUGUGUGCUUCGGACCGGUGUUAUUAAGUCAGAAGCAAGACACUAACCAUAACAACAGAGUCUUUACUGAUUCAGAAGAACUUGCAAGUGCUUUGGAUUUCAAAAAACAUAUUGAAGUUCUUCAUUAUUUACUUCAACUCUGGCCAGCGCAACGUUUAACUGUCAAAGAAUCAACAGAUAAUUUGUUCCCAGAGCAGAAGUCUUCUCUAAGUUAUUUGAGGAGGAAGAAAGAACGACCUUGCAUGUUAAAUUUGAGUGGUACUGAUUCAUCAAGAAUACUUAGACCGAGGCAAACCAGAUUAGACAGUCCAGUUAGCAAUCGGUAUGCAGGCGACUGGAGCAGCUGUGGAGAAAACUACUUUUUAAAUACAAAAGAAAAUUUAAAUGACGUAGAUUAUGAUGAUGUCCCUUCAGAAGACAGAGAAAACGGAGAAAAUUGUAGCAAAAUGUAUGGACCAGAUAUAAUGAUUGAACAGCCAGUACCCUUGUCCGAAGAGUACACAUUUCAGACGUAUUUGACAAUGCAGACAAUUGAGUCUACAGUGGACCGAAAAGUCAAUCUCAAAGAUCUACAGGAAAGUAUUGAUACUUUGAUUGGAAAUCUGGAGCGUGAACUCAACAAAAACAAGCUUAAUAUGAGUGUUUGAGAUUGAGAGGUUUUAUUUGCUUUUUUGUAAUGUUUUAAAUUUUAAAUCAAUCUUUCUCAUUUUCUUAUACCUCUCACAAUGGUUUUAUUUUUUUUACUUUUAAAAAUUCCAUUAAUUUCUAAUAAGUUCAUGUGAUUCCAUUAAAAACGCUAUCAUUAAUACAAUUUUUACUUAUCUCAAUAGAAAAUUUUUCUUGGGGCAAAGAUAACUUGGACUUGUGAAUAUUUUAACAAAUACGGCCAAUUCUGUGGAGAUGACUUUUAAAUGCACUUACAAGGUUCAGAUAAGUUAUUGGCCCCUCACGGUUUUUGUACUUUAUAGGAACUGCUCUUUUGUAGCUGAAACAGGUGUUUCUUUCAGAGGAACGUGGUAGCUGCUCCGUCUGGUUUGCGGUGUGAGCCCAUGUACACUGCAGCAUCCUUUGAUCAUAUUUCAUUUGCAAUGCAAAUGCUGCUCUAAAAAACUUUUUAUAAAUAAAAGUAAAAUUAUACAAAUAUUAAUGUAUUCUUAUUAGUGUUCAGUAAUUAUUUAAGCUUAUGAAAACUAAAUAUUUUUAUAAACCUGAAACGUGUAUAUUUAUAAGUGCAUAUAUGGAUAGAUGUUAGAAUGAGAGGAGGCAUGGGCUACAGAAUCACAUGUAUCUUUAAACUAUAUAUGUCAUGAGGCCAAAAUUAUUAGCUUCAAAUGUCUUUUUCAGGGAAAGAAUAUUUAAGUUAAAGGAGGAGUUCUGUAGAAACACUUGAACCAAAACACUAGAGGCAUCUGAAUAGAAAUAAUAGACUUUCUUUUUUUAUUCACAGAAAGUCACAGUAUCCCUAGUGAGAAGUCAUCUUUUAAAUUGAAAUUCUCUAACUUCUUAAGGGAUUAAAUGCCCAGAUUUCUGCACUAGUGAUUUACACUUCAAAAAUCUUUACCUACUCUAUGCAUUUUUAUGUUCUGCUUUUUUAAAACAGAGUAAUUGUGCUUUAAGUGUAUUAUUUAUUUGUAGUAGUACAUUGAUAACAUUGACUUUAUAAUUGCCCUCAUAUGUAUCUAAAGAAAUCUUGCCAGCAUAGUCCAUGUUAUUGAUUUUUAAAAAUAACUUAUUUUGGCUAAGUGUAUCUACCAGAUAGGCAUUAUAGCAGUCACAGCAGUGUUUGAAAAAUGUAAAUUUAGAAGACUUUUUAUUAAAUUGGAAUGUAUUUUUUUAAACUUUUAUACCCACAGAACAUGUAAUUUUAAAAUUAUAAAUAAAAUUUGAAUUACCAACUUAAAGAUGUAGCAGCCACUAGAAAACACUUCUUGAUGUUUUUCUAAAUAUUAAAGUAUUUAACUAUUUCUAUGUUAAAUAUACACUGAUAAACAGAACACCUUGUUAUUUAAUUUGAAAACUCAAUUGUUAAAAAGCCAGAUAAAUAAUUAUUUUUAUAUGAAAAUUUCAUUUUUUAAAGCUUUGUAUAACAAUUCAGAAGAAUACCAAAAGAAUUUGUGACAGGUAUAUAUCUAAACAGUCAAAAGAAAUGUACUUUAAAUGUUUUAUAGGAAGACUUUGUUUGCUAUAUCAUGUAUACUGUAUGAAUUGAAUAAGUUGUUCCAGAAAUGUAAAAGUUUUAUUAAAGAAUUAUAACCUUGGUGUCAUGCUA
Messenger RNA from Acinonyx jubatus (cheetah), 5931 nucleotides. RefSeq names its product synapse defective Rho GTPase homolog 2 (gene SYDE2). Gene Ontology annotation, biological process: signal transduction. The coding region runs from base 170 to 4309 and encodes 1379 amino acids. NCBI's taxonomy places the organism in Eukaryota, Metazoa, Chordata, Mammalia, Carnivora, Felidae. The record is from RefSeq and is a predicted model, not a curated record. The transcript has 7 exons.